Mus caroli (Ryukyu mouse) is the source of this 1042-nucleotide messenger RNA. The record is from RefSeq and is a predicted model, not a curated record. Lineage: Eukaryota; Metazoa; Chordata; Mammalia; Rodentia; Muridae.
AAACUUCCCCUAUGCUGUUAAUAUGAAUACAUUCUCCACUUAUGUCUUCAUUUAAGAAUGUUCUUUAUUUCCAAGCUGGACUUGGAGUCUUAGCCAAUAUGGUUCUUCUUCUUUUCUAUAUUUUUAUAAUCCUAGGUCACAGNCCUAAGCCCACAGACCUGAUCUCCUGUCAACUGACCUUCGUUCACAUAAUAAUGGUCCUCAUUGGAGGGGAUAUUUUGCUUACAGACAUAUUUGAGUUAUUAAACAUUGAGAAUGACUUCAAAUGCAAGGCAAUUUUUUAUAUUAGCAGGGUGAUGAGAGGCCUCUCUAUCUGUACCACCUGCCUGCUGAGUGUGUUCCAGGCUGUCACUAUCAGUCCCAGUACCUCUUUGUUGGCAAAAUUUAAACAAAAACUAAAAAAAUACAUGGUCUGUGUUUUCUUAUGCAUUUGGUUUUUCAAUUUGGCCUUCAGUACUAACCGGAUAUUUUAUGUUGGUGGUUUUACUAAUGUGAGUGAGACCAACCAGAUGCAGGUCACUAAAUUCUGCUCACUCUUACCCAUGAAUAUUAUUACCAGGGGAUUGAUUUUUACAAUAUCAACCUCCAGAGAUGUGUUUCUUGUAGGAGUCAUGCUGACCACAAGUGUAUACAUGGUCAUAACCAUGUUUAGGUAUCAAAGGCAGUGCAAGUAUCUUUAUAGCAUCAGUCACUUGAGAGAGUCCCCUGAGAAAAGGGCUACGCAGACCAUCUUGCUGCUGGUGUCUUUCUUUGUCCUCAUGUACUGGGUGGACUUCAUCAUCUCAUUCACCUCAGACACGAUAUGGAUGUAUCAUCCAGUCAUCCUUACUCUUCAGAGGUUCAUGAUGAAUGCCUAUCCCACAAUUACCCCUUUGGUACAAAUCAGUUCUGAUAACAGAAUAAAAACUAUGCUGAAAAACCUGCAGUCAAAGCAUCAACUAAAUUUUUUUAAUAAAGAUUUUUCUUUUUUUAAUUUAUUAAUUUAUUUUUAAUUUAUAUCUGUGAAUACCACACCAGCAUGUAUGUAUGUGUGCAUUCCUGG